CUUAACAAAAAACACAUGUACUCUGAGCCGCCUCAUGCUUGUGGAAUAUUUGAUCUACAGCUGCUUGUCCUGGGGUGAGAUUGUUUGAGCACAAUCAAGGACUGAAGGAGAACAGAUUUGGGUUGUACUGACAUGGCAUCUCUGAAAACUAUCCUUUUUCUGGGAGUUUGUCUUUCAGCUUGGAUCGUCAUUACUGCAGAGCAGAACUUUGGGUCUAAAGUUGAGAAUGUUCACUGGUUGUCUCUGGACUUUAAAACUGUCCUGAUGUGGACUGCUAAAGAAUCUCACCACAAAAACCUGUACAAUGUCCAAUACACUGGGGAGAGUGACACUGAGUGGAAGGAUUGUCGUGACUGCACCGAGGUAUCAGAGAUUGAAUGUGAUUUGACAAUGAACCUCCUACCUCCUCACAGGACUUAUACAGCUAAAAUCCUAACCGUACCUGAAACCAUGGACUAUGAUGCUGACCCAGAUGUGUUCCCUCAAACUACUUCCCCAACCUUCAACCCUUAUAGGGAAAGUAAUAUCAGUAGUGUGAAAUUCACUGUGGAGGCUGUCGAUGAGAGGACAGUAACUGUCAACAUCACAGAUAUUCUGACCAGUAUCCAUGAGAAUGGGAAGCAGCUUACCAUCAGAGAUAUUUUCAAAAAUGACCUCAAGUAUAAGGUCAGCUACUACAAGUCUGGAAGCACACGCAAGAGAGACUUCAUAUCUGACUCGAGUAUGGCGGUGCUAUCAGAGCUGGAUGCAGGACAGAGUUACUGCUUCAUGAUAGCGGCUUAUAUCCCCUCAAGACCCAGAACCACCCAGCAGGGAGCCUGGAGCGAACAGUUCUGUAUGAAGAGAAAAGCGAUUGAUACGCAAGGGCUGACUGUUGGAGCGUGGGUUGGUGUAUUCAUCCUCCUCACAGUCCUCAUCAUCAUUUCUACAGUGACGAUACUCUGCUAUAGACGUUACAAACAAAGAUACCAAACCAUGCAAACAUCUCAGGCAUCAGGACCUAUUUAGUGUGCGUUUAGUUGUUCUUCCAACACAGUAAGCUGGUCCCCCAUCAGUUCUGUCUCUUUCCCUUUUGUAGGAGAACAUUAUUGAGCUUUGAGUGUAUUGUAGUAAUAAUUGACUAAAAUUAAAGUACAUAUUGCUCUGAUGAAUCAGUAAGUACCCUUCUUGUCAUGUAAAGAUGUUUAAGCAUAACCUCUGCAUUUGUGCUAUUUGUCCAAUGCUUUUGAUUGGCCUAUCUGGACCCACAAUUCCAUCACAACUUCAUCCCCAAAACUUAACCUAUGUUUUUUUUAUUUUAUCACAAUCUGCCACUCCAGCUAACCUUACACAGUUUUCUCAAAACAUGCUUUUUGGUUUUUUUUAACCUUCUGCCAAUAUAUCUUUUCCUUUUAGCUCUCUUAAAGUUCUCUCUUAAGCAGGGUCUAGUGUCCUAUAAUACCACAUCAGAUCAGAACUCAUCUCCUCUCUUUAUUAGUUUUCUACUACACUUGUAGCGUUAUGUGAUUCAGAAUCAUUAUUCAGUUAUUUUUUCUUUCACAAAUCAAAGAAAUGUGAAACC
This is a messenger RNA of Paralichthys olivaceus (Japanese flounder), 1561 nucleotides long. RefSeq names its product tissue factor. Lineage: Eukaryota; Metazoa; Chordata; Actinopteri; Pleuronectiformes; Paralichthyidae. Gene Ontology annotation, cellular component: plasma membrane. The record is from RefSeq and is a predicted model, not a curated record. Gene Ontology annotation, biological process: cytokine-mediated signaling pathway; blood coagulation. Gene Ontology annotation, molecular function: protein binding; cytokine receptor activity.